ACAAGAAAGAGCCUGCAGACCGAUCACAUCUAUUGUCCCCAGUUUCUUUUAUUGAAACAGAUUGGACCUGUUCUUCAUUAAAACUGCCAAGAUGGUUUUCAGACGGAGAAAAUCCAGGCUUCAAAUUUUACAAGUAAUGAGAAUAACGGCAAUUGCUUUGGUCUCCAUCCUUUUAUGGAAUUUAUCAGGAUUUUCCUUCUGUCGUAAAGAGUCAAGCCUUUGUGCCUGUCUCAAAUGUCUAACAGACAGUGAUCCUUGGUUUAAUUACAUUAUCAGUGAAGCUCCUAAACCCUUUAUGUCAUGGAAACAUAAACCUUCAGAGGAAGAUUUCAACUGGUGGAAGGCCUUACAGGGGAAAAAAGAAAACUUCACUUUCUACAAUAAAACACUUCAAAGUGUGUUUGAGACGAUAACACUAAUUGCAGAUAUUGAAGAACCUCGGCCUGAUCGCUGCAGGAGCUGCGCUGUGGUGGGGAAUUCAGGAAAUUUGAGAGGAUCACAUUAUGGACCAAUAAUAGAUGCCCAUGAUAUCGUAAUAAGAAUCAAUCGAGGGCGUACCAAAGGCUAUGAAACAGACGCUGGAACCAAAACAACUCAUCAUGUCAUGUAUCCAGAAAGUGCUACUAGAUUGGACAAUACCACUAAUCUUUUGUUUUUUCCCUUCAAAACACGUGACUUUUUGUGGCUUCUCAAGGCCUUAAAUCCCAGGGAAAAUGGUGCCCCAAACUCCAAAAAGAUAGCUAACAAGGAUUUGGUGAUGAUCCUUCAUCCAGCUUUCAUGAAAUAUGUUCAUGAAGUCUGGCUGAGAAGGAGGGGAGCUUAUCCAUCCACUGGCUUUCUUACUGUUGUUCUCAGCUUACUGAUGUGUGAUGAGGUCAAUGUCUUUGGGUUCGGAGCAGACAGCGAAGGAAACUGGAGCCAUUACUUUGAAAUCCUCCGAAACAAAAAAUUAAAAACAGGAGGCCAUCCGGGACAAGAAGAAUAUAAAAUGAUUGAUAGAUUACACAAGAGGAAGAAAAUAUUUUUUUUUAAAGGAUGGUAGUUUUUUCUGUUUGCAUUUCUCACUUUAUCAGUUGCAAAUCAGUUUUAAAUAAGAAUAUAUAAAAUGCAUUAUUUUCUCCCAAGUCGUGGCAGUCAGUUAUUUUGACUGACUGCAUCAAAAACUAUUUACAUAUUUUCCAAAAACAAAGUACUUUUUGCUUGACUCUAAAAUAUAGGGUUAGGGUUUGCAUUCAGAGCAAGGGUUGUCAGCGAUCAAGUCUUAGACCAAGAAACAAAGAAUAGAUGCUUGUUGCUAAAGGGUUAUUUUAUUAUUUCAUAUUUGAUUGGAUACACGGUGUGCAUGUGUAUUAUCCAAUCACACACCAGCAGACAAAUUUAAUGUCCAAAUUAUAGUACUGGUUGCCAGAUUCAAUAAAGAAUUUACUGAUGCAUUUAAGGUCUCAAUUAGUUUAAUAUCGUAUUGAUUACAAAAUUAUGCUUGUAUUAUACAAUAUGUCAAAGAAUCUUUUUUUUGUUUUUUUACAUGACAUCUGAAAUAAGUGUUUAAAACAAACACUGGCAGAAUCAGGCAGCCCGCUGCUGUGACCUGUUGGGGGUGAAGGGAAAGAGCAAUGUGCAGUUGAAAUUUUGAAAUGCUACAUGGGACAAAGUUUGUGGAAACUGACAUAAUCAUUGUACCAUAAAUUAACAUUAAAAAGUGUCUUACUUGGAAACUUAGAAGUUGUCACGCAUGUUAAU
Oreochromis aureus is the source of this 1740-nucleotide messenger RNA. RefSeq names its product CMP-N-acetylneuraminate-beta-galactosamide-alpha-2,3-sialyltransferase 1-like. Gene Ontology annotation, molecular function: beta-galactoside (CMP) alpha-2,3-sialyltransferase activity. The transcript is spliced from 7 exons. The coding region runs from base 92 to 1042 and encodes 316 amino acids. NCBI's taxonomy places the organism in Eukaryota, Metazoa, Chordata, Actinopteri, Cichliformes, Cichlidae. The record is from RefSeq and is a predicted model, not a curated record.